CGGUGAAAGAGCCCAACGGAACCGAGGGACACUUCGUAAGCAAAGAAACAACGAGAUCUACGGCGAUAAAUGAGCCGCCAUCGCAACGUCCGCAACCGCGCGUACUCGUACGAUGAUGAAGACUACGAUGAUGAUUACAACUACGACGAGCCGUCUCCGAGUGCACAAUCGCACAUCUAUCGCCGGGACUCGCCGACAAAGCAGAGCUCUGUCUUUUCGUUCAUCGACACGCACCAUCCACCCGAUGGCGAGGACGCGUUCGACGACACAGAGUUGGCACUGCCGCUGCUCGAUCAGAUCCGCAGCACCAUCGACGUGUCGUCCAUGUCGGACGAGUUCCUCGUCGACCAAAUCCGCGUGCACAACUACGACUUGGACAAAGCCAUAAUUGGGCUCAUGGAGCACAAGAAACGAACGACGUCUCAGACUGCAGUGAGCGCACUACCGACGCAGGUGGUCCUGCCCAAGGUACAAGCGUUGGCUCUAGGGGACAAACCCAAGCCACCGACGAAAUCGACCACCAAAGGAAGCGCGUCUUCCGCCGUCGCGACAGUUCCGGCGCCGUCCGCCAAAGCCCCCGCGGGUGCCAUCGCCGGCGGUGGGGUGUACCAGAUGCUGACGCCGACGGAGCGCGCGGCGUUUGAAAAGGCGGAGCGGGCGGCCCAAGGCAAGGCGGCGGCGGCACAUUCCCAGACCGACGGCAAAGCCAAAAUCAACAUGGUCGUGAUUGGACAUGUGGAUGCGGGCAAGAGUACAAUCACGGGGCACCUGCUGUUUCGACUUGGAUACGUGUCCAAACAAAUCAUGCACAAGUACGAAAAGCAGAGCCGCGACGCCGGCAAAGCGUCGUUUGCGUUUGCGUGGGUCAUGGAUGCCGACGAAGAAGAGCGGGCGCGUGGGGUGACCAUGGACGUCGGCACGUCGUACUUUGCCACGUCAUCCAAGCAUGUGACGCUUCUGGACGCGCCAGGACAUCGCGACUUUAUCCCCAAGAUGAUUGCCGGCGCAUCGCAGGCGGACGUGGCGGUGCUGGUGGUGCCGGCAUCCACGGGUGAGUUCGAAGGAUCUUUUGAAAGGGAUGGCCAGACGAAGGAGCAUACGCUGCUGGUGCGCAGUCUGGGCGUGAGCCAGAUGAUAGUUGCCGUCAACAAGAUGGACUCUGUGAAUUGGUCCCAAGCCCGAUUUGAGUACAUCCAAACGACAUUGCGGGCGUUUUUGCAGCAGUCAGGCUUCAAGCUCGACCAGUUGUGGUUUGUUCCUGUGAGCGGGCUCUCGGGGACGAACUUGAUAGCGCCCCCGGACUUGGCAGACGCGGCAUGGUACUCUGGGCCAACGUUGGUGCAGGCUAUUGAUAAUUUUGCGCCACCACAACGCCCAAUCACAAAACCGUUCCGGAUGGGCAUCUCGGACGUGUCCAAGUCGAUGAGUCUUGGGCUAACAGUCUCAGGGCGCGUCUACACUGGAGCGUUGAGCACGGGCGACACGGUGUUGUUGAUGCCGGGGGGAGUGCGUGCUACCGUAAAAGCCAUCGAGAUGAACGGCCUGCCGGUGCUGCUGGCGUCCGCAGGUGAUAAUGUGGACGUGGGGCUGGCGGGGCUCGACCCGUCGGCGCUGCAUGUGGGCGGCCUCUUGUGCUCGGUCGUGUCCCCAGUUCGGAUGGUGCGCAAGUUUGAGGCGCAGAUCAUGACCAUGCCAGGCGUCGAAGUGCCGCUGGUAAAGGGCACAUGUGUGACACUGCACAUCCACAGCGUCGACGAGCCGGUGCACGUAACGCGCCUCGUGAGCACUCUGAAAAAGUCGGGCGAAGUGGACAAGAAAAAGCCGCGCUGUAUCACACGCAACAGUUCGGCGGUCGUGCAAAUCUCGAGCCAGCGUCCACUGGGACUCGAACUGUUCAGCGAGUUCCGAAACCUCGGCCGAUUCACGCUGCGCGACCGCGGCGUAACGUUGGCCGCCGGCAUUGUCAGUGAAAUCCUCCUCUAGACAAUAACCAUGGAGUCAUAUACACAACCCACGACACGUUGUCGCAUAUUCUAUUUGGCCACGGAGCUUGGUGUUUUCAAC
Aphanomyces astaci is the source of this 2064-nucleotide messenger RNA. Its product is annotated as translation elongation factor Tu. Gene Ontology annotation, molecular function: GTPase activity; GTP binding. The record is from RefSeq and is a predicted model, not a curated record. Gene Ontology annotation, biological process: translation. NCBI's taxonomy places the organism in Eukaryota, Oomycota, Saprolegniomycetes, Saprolegniales, Verrucalvaceae. The coding region runs from base 70 to 1983 and encodes 637 amino acids. The transcript is spliced from 15 exons.